This is a messenger RNA of Panthera uncia (snow leopard), 8431 nucleotides long. It is a transcript of the gene CYFIP2, whose product is annotated as cytoplasmic FMR1 interacting protein 2. Lineage: Eukaryota; Metazoa; Chordata; Mammalia; Carnivora; Felidae. Gene Ontology annotation, cellular component: neuron projection; synapse. Gene Ontology annotation, biological process: cell projection assembly; cell morphogenesis; apoptotic process. The transcript has 31 exons. Gene Ontology annotation, molecular function: small GTPase binding. Bases 1796 to 5680 code for a protein of 1294 amino acids. The record is from RefSeq and is a predicted model, not a curated record.
UGAUUGUGCAUUGCUAAUGUAUAGAGAUAUAAUUGAUGUUUGUGUGUUGAUCCUAUAUCUCGCAACCUUGCUGAACAUGUUUAUUCAUUGUAAUCGUUUUUUAGUGGAUUUUGUAUGUAGAAUUUGCCAAAUUACCCUGGCUAGGACCUCUAGUACAAUGUUGAAUAGAAAUGGAGAGAGUAGACAUCCUUGUCUUCUUCCUAAUUUUCGGGGGGAAAGUAUUCAGUCUUUUACCAUUAAGUCUGAUAUUAGCCAUGGGAUUUUUUGAGCUGUCCAUUAUCUCGUUGAGGAAGUUCCCUUCUGUUCCUAGUCUGUUGAAUGUUUUUGUUGUGAAAGAGUAUGAGAUUUUUGUCAAAUGCUUUUUCUGCAUGUACUGAGGUGAUCCUGUGGGACUUGUCCUUUAUUCCAUGAUAUGGCUUAUCACAUUAAUUUAUUUUUUAAAUGUUUAUUCAUUUUUGAGAGAGAGUGACACACACACACACAGCGUGAGCGGGGGAGGGGCAGAGAGAGACACAGAAUCUGAAGCAGGUUCCAGGUUUUGAGCUGACAGCACAGAGCCCAAUGGAGGGCUGGAACCCACGGACUGUGAGAUCAUGACCUGAGCCGAAGUCCGACAUUUAACCGACGGAGCCACCCAGGUGCCCCACAUUAAUUGAUUUGGGGAUGUUGGUGUUAAACCAGUCUUCCAUUCCUGGGAUAAGUCUCACUUUGUCAUGAUACAUAAUCUUUUUUCUAUGUUGCUGGAUUUGGUUUUGUUGGGAAACUUUUAUUGAGUACUCUCUACCUUACCAAGCUGUUUACAUGGAUUAUUGUGCUUUUGUUUUUCAAAGUCUAUGAGGUAGGAACUGUUAUUAUUCCUCGUAUCAGAGGUGAAGAAGAUGAGGCUCAGAAAUGUGCUGUCAUCUUCCCAAAAUCACACAGCCAAUAGUGGCAGACAGGAUUCUAACCAGUUCACCAUCCCACUCUCACGUGAUAAACCACCUCUCACGAACGUUAUCGAUGCUGGACAUGAGAUGAUUUCCAGAUGACAUCCGUUGUUUUCAUUGUUUUUAGUUUCCCUCUGUUUAUGGCAAGUGAUACUGGUUCUCUAUUAGUGGUUGUAAUAUGAGCUUCCUUCUAAUAUAUAGAGUAAAAGUGAAAAGUCUUUUUAAAAAAAUAUUAAGUAAAUAAUUGUACAGGCUUAUAUAGGGCAUGACUGCAUAUUCCAUUUAAAUUAUCUGUGUUAUCAGUAGGGAAGGAGAAGGAAUGGGAAAACUAGAAAUGAAGAUAUGGCCAAUUCAGGUCAUGUCAUUUUGCCAAUGUUGUCAGGGGAUUCAGGUAUGCUCAUGCAUUCUCUCAUCCCAUAAUUCCUCAGUGCUUAAUCUGUCUUCAGCACUCUGCUAAGGUCUCUGAGGUUUUCAGAGAUGGGUGAGAAAUGGUCUCUAACCUCAUGAAGCUUACACAUGCAUGCAUCAUUCCACCCUAGGGAGGGCAUAUAUGUUUUCUCUCAUGGGUGAACACAGAUUGGUUGCUACUGGCCCCCUGGAGUUCUGUAUUUCAUGAGAAGGAUUCUGAGGCUGCCUGUGAACUCUGAGAAAUAAAGACAUUAUCAAUUAGUAACAGUUGCCCUGACAUGGGAAGAGGAAGUAUCUGUACUCGUGACCCUUCUCAGGCAGAAAGCAUCACAAGGGAGGUACUGCUGAUGUACCUAGGAGUGGAAUUGUUGGGUCACAUGGCUACUCUAGGUUUUAAAAUUUGAGGAACUGCCACACUCUUUCCCAAGUGCUGCACUAGUUUAUAUUCCUACCAGCAAUGUAUGAGGGUUCGGAUUUCACCGCCUCACCAACGCUUAAGAAGUCCUGGGAGUUCCAGGGAAGGAAGGAACAAUCAUGUGGUAGAGGGAGAGACCUUGAAGGUGCAGAAUACACAAACUGCAGCCAUGACCACCCACGUCACCCUGGAAGAUGCCCUGUCCAACGUGGACCUGCUGGAAGAGCUGCCCCUCCCCGACCAGCAGCCAUGCAUCGAGCCGCCACCUUCCUCCAUCAUGUACCAGGCUAACUUUGACACAAACUUUGAGGACAGGAAUGCAUUUGUCACAGGAAUUGCAAGGUACAUUGAGCAGGCUACGGUCCAUUCCAGCAUGAAUGAAAUGCUGGAGGAAGGACAUGAGUAUGCAGUCAUGCUGUAUACCUGGCGCAGCUGUUCCCGGGCCAUCCCCCAGGUGAAAUGCAAUGAGCAGCCCAACCGGGUUGAGAUCUAUGAGAAGACAGUGGAGGUGCUGGAGCCAGAGGUCACCAAGCUCAUGAAGUUCAUGUACUUUCAGCGUAAGGCCAUCGAGCGGUUCUGCAGUGAGGUGAAGCGCCUUUGCCAUGCCGAGAGGAGGAAGGACUUUGUCUCCGAGGCCUACCUCCUGACCCUGGGCAAAUUCAUCAACAUGUUCGCCGUCUUGGAUGAGCUGAAGAAUAUGAAGUGCAGUGUCAAGAACGACCACUCUGCCUACAAGAGGGCGGCACAGUUCCUGAGGAAGAUGGCAGACCCCCAGUCCAUCCAGGAGUCGCAGAACCUUUCCAUGUUCCUGGCCAACCACAACAGGAUCACCCAGUGUCUCCAUCAGCAACUGGAAGUGAUCCCAGGCUACGAGGAGCUGCUGGCAGACAUUGUCAACAUCUGCGUGGAUUACUACGAGAACAAGAUGUAUCUGACCCCCAGUGAGAAGCACAUGCUCCUCAAGGUAAUGGGUUUUGGUCUCUACCUGAUGGAUGGAAAUGUCAGUAACAUUUACAAACUGGAUGCCAAGAAGAGAAUCAACCUCAGCAAAAUUGAUAAGUUCUUUAAGCAGCUGCAGGUGGUGCCCCUUUUCGGCGACAUGCAGAUAGAGCUGGCCAGAUACAUUAAGACCAGUGCUCACUAUGAAGAGAACAAGUCCAAGUGGACAUGUACCCAGAGCAGCAUCAGCCCCCAGUACAACAUCUGCGAGCAGAUGGUUCAGAUCCGGGAUGACCACAUCCGCUUCAUCUCCGAACUCGCUCGCUACAGCAACAGUGAGGUGGUGACAGGCUCCGGGCUGGACAGCCAGAAGUCAGACGAGGAAUACCGUGAGCUCUUCGACCUGGCCUUGCGGGGCCUGCAGCUUUUAUCCAAGUGGAGCGCCCACGUCAUGGAGGUGUACUCUUGGAAGCUGGUUCACCCCACAGACAAGUUCUGCAACAAGGACUGCCCAGGCACAGCAGAGGAGUACGAGAGAGCCACGCGCUACAACUACACCAGCGAGGAGAAGUUUGCCUUUGUCGAGGUGAUUGCCAUGAUCAAAGGCCUGCAGGUACUCAUGGGCAGGAUGGAGAGCGUCUUCAACCAGGCCAUCAGGAACACCAUCUACGCGGCCCUGCAAGACUUUGCCCAGGUGACACUGCGUGAGCCCCUGAGGCAGGCGGUGCGGAAGAAGAAGAAUGUCCUUAUCAGUGUCCUCCAGGCAAUUCGAAAAACCAUCUGUGACUGGGAAGGGGGCCGAGAGCCGCCUAAUGACCCGUGCUUGAGAGGGGAGAAGGACCCCAAAGGUGGAUUUGACAUCAAGGUGCCCCGGCGUGCUGUGGGGCCCUCCAGCACACAGCUGUACAUGGUGCGGACCAUGCUUGAAUCACUCAUUGCAGACAAAAGUGGCUCCAAGAAGACCCUGAGAAGCAGCCUUGAUGGACCCAUCGUCCUCGCCAUAGAGGACUUCCAUAAACAAUCCUUCUUCUUCACGCACCUGCUCAACAUCAGUGAAGCCCUGCAGCAGUGUUGUGAUCUGUCUCAGCUCUGGUUCCGAGAAUUCUUCCUGGAGUUAACCAUGGGCCGGCGAAUCCAGUUUCCAAUUGAGAUGUCCAUGCCCUGGAUUCUAACAGACCAUAUCCUGGAAACCAAAGAACCUUCCAUGAUGGAGUACGUCCUCUAUCCUUUGGACCUGUACAAUGACAGCGCCUACUAUGCUCUGACCAAGUUUAAAAAGCAGUUCCUGUAUGAUGAGAUUGAAGCUGAGGUGAACCUGUGCUUUGAUCAGUUUGUCUACAAGCUGGCGGACCAGAUCUUUGCUUACUACAAAGCCAUGGCUGGCAGUGUCCUGUUGGAUAAACGUUUUAGGGCCGAGUGUAAGAAUUAUGGAGUCAUCAUUCCAUACCCGCCGUCCAACCGCUACGAAACGCUGCUGAAACAGAGACAUGUCCAGUUGUUGGGUAGAUCAAUUGACUUAAACAGACUCAUUACCCAGCGUAUCUCUGCUGCCAUGUAUAAAUCCUUGGACCAGGCCAUCAGCCGUUUUGAGAGUGAGGACCUGACUUCCAUCGUGGAGCUGGAGUGGCUGCUGGAGAUCAACCGGCUCACACACCGGCUGCUGUGUAAGCACAUGACCCUGGACAGCUUUGACGCCAUGUUCCGGGAGGCUAAUCACAACGUGUCUGCCCCCUAUGGCCGCAUCACCCUGCACGUCUUCUGGGAGCUGAACUUUGACUUCCUCCCCAACUACUGCUACAAUGGGUCCACCAACCGUUUUGUUCGAACUGCCAUUCCUUUUACUCAAGAACCGCAAAGAGAUAAACCCGCCAACGUCCAGCCUUAUUACCUGUAUGGAUCCAAGCCUCUCAACAUUGCCUACAGCCACAUCUACAGCUCCUACAGGAACUUCGUUGGGCCCCCCCAUUUCAAGACCAUCUGUAGACUCCUGGGUUACCAGGGCAUUGCUGUGGUCAUGGAGGAACUGCUGAAGAUCGUCAAGAGUUUGCUCCAAGGAACCAUUCUCCAGUACGUGAAGACACUGAUCGAGGUGAUGCCUAAGAUAUGCCGCUUGCCCCGACACGAGUAUGGCUCCCCAGGGAUCCUGGAGUUCUUCCACCACCAGCUGAAGGACAUCAUUGAGUAUGCAGAGCUCAAAACAGAUGUGUUCCAGAGCCUGAGGGAGGUGGGCAAUGCCAUCCUGUUCUGCCUGCUCAUAGAGCAAGCUCUGUCUCAGGAGGAAGUCUGUGAUUUGCUCCAUGCUGCACCCUUCCAAAACAUCUUGCCUAGAGUCUACAUCAAAGAAGGGGAGCGUCUGGAGGUCCGGAUGAAACGCCUGGAGGCCAAGUAUGCCCCUCUUCACCUGGUCCCUCUGAUAGAGCGGCUGGGGACCCCUCAGCAAAUCGCCAUCGCCCGGGAGGGCGACCUGCUGACCAAGGAGCGGUUGUGCUGCGGCCUGUCCAUGUUUGAGGUCAUCCUGACGCGCAUCCGGAGCUACCUACAGGACCCCAUCUGGCGGGGCCCACCGCCCACCAAUGGCGUCAUGCACGUUGAUGAGUGUGUAGAGUUCCACCGGCUCUGGAGUGCCAUGCAGUUCGUCUACUGCAUCCCUGUGGGGACCAACGAGUUCACAGCCGAGCAGUGUUUUGGUGACGGUCUGAACUGGGCCGGCUGCUCCAUCAUCGUCCUGCUGGGCCAGCAGCGUCGCUUUGACCUGUUUGACUUCUGUUACCACCUGCUAAAAGUACAGAGGCAGGACGGGAAGGAUGAGGUCAUUAAGAAUGUGCCACUGAAGAAGAUGGCAGACAGAAUUAGGAAGUACCAGAUCUUGAACAAUGAGGUUUUUGCCAUCCUGAACAAGUACAUGAAGUCCGUGGAGACGGACAGCUCCACCGUAGAGCACGUACGUUGCUUCCAGCCACCCAUCCACCAGUCCUUGGCCACCACCUGCUAGGCGGAAGGUCCUGCAGACCCUCGACCUGGAGGAGAAGAAGCAGGAGAGAGAAAGCCAUGGCCAGCCUGCAACAGGGUCCUCCUGGACAGCAUAUGGGAUAGGCCUGGACACAAACAAGAACCUCCCCAAACACAUCUACACCUCCCAAGGGCUGGGCCUGUGCAUGCUCUCCCAUGACAUCUCCAUGGUGGUUUCUCCAUAGCGUAAAUGAAAAAAAAAAAAAUCAAAAGAAACAGGGCAGUAUGUGCUUUUUCUUUUCUUUUUUCCCCUCAGCUGUAUUAAGAGCCCUAGUCUCACCCCUUCUCCAUCUCACAGCCCCACCCCACAUCCAUGGUUGCUUCUCAAGACCUCCUCCCAAAUGGUGACCUCCUACCCAGUGCCCACACGUGACCUCAGAAGUGAAGUCUCAGAGCUGGAGAAAAGAGCAUGGCCGUACCCCGAGAUACCAGUCUGAGCUGACAGGAGUAUGUCCACGUACCGACUCCCUCUCCUCCUCUGGCUCCCUCCCCGCAUUUUCCAAGGUGACAUCUCCACCUGCUCUGGGUGCCAAGGAUUCUAGCACCCACAGCAGUCAUGGACCAGACACUGAGAGCCAUGAGAAACAGAAGACGAGGUUCCUGGUACUGACACCAUGAUAGAUGGUGGUGGCCCUGGAUGUCCCUGGACUCCCCAAACCCCACUCCCCUCUCAGGGUGCUCCUAGAGAGAACUCAGAAGUGCAUUCAUAAUCGUAUCUUACUUAGUGAAGUUAUGGUAGGAAGAUGGUCAGGCUUGUUGUGCAGAAACAGUAUUUAUUAACACAGCCAGGAAUUCUAUAGCCCCAAACAGAAAGCCAUUAGACCAUCUCAGCUUGGUGAGGAGGCGGUUCCUUUAUUCAUCAAGCAAAUACUGUGAGCACCAAGCUGCACAGGGCAGUGGACACUGGGGAUGCAGCAUGGAACAAGUCAGUCAUGCACUGCCCACCGCAUUAGCCAGUGACCAAAUUAGGGACAGCUUCUCUGCACAGACUCUUUCAUCAAGCAACACUCCCACGAGAAAGAAAAUAUUAAGGGGUUAUUUCAACAGAAGCCCAAAACAUAUUGGAGUCAGGGAGGUGAGGAAUAUAAAUAACACUUGCCAAUGAGCUUUUAAUACCAGGAUGCACUCCCAGAAAAGGAGUCCUGUUCUACUGAAUCAGUACUUCCAUUGUCCUAGAAGCUGAAAGAUUCCUAGGACAUUUUAUCUUUUACUCUCAACAUCCUUAGUUCUCUUUAACUUAGAUUUUGAGGCCUGGGGCAUAUCGCACAGGGGCAUAUCUAUGUGCAUUUCUCAGACUCAACCAAAAGUCUGCAGAAUCUCCCAGUGAGCAUAGGGAGACUGGUUAGAAGGAUGGAAGGCUUUCAGAAUGAAUGUCUCAUUACAGAGCACCUCUUGCUCAAAGAAGCCUGGGACCCUGAGCUUGUAAGAAAAUAAAAGUGAGACAUUUGAUAUCUCAUCCCCAACCCAGGGAGGAAAAGAAAAGUGAGAAAAAUAGAACAAUAAUGAUCCCCUCCCUUAGGGUGGAUGAAUGGAAAUGGUUACCAUUAACAGAUGGCCCAUUUUAACCCCAUGGAAAGAGCAAAACAGUACAUAGCAAGAGGUUGUGUGAUACACUGUGCCCACCAGGGAAGAAAGAAGGGCUCAUCAAAUGUGGUCCAAAGGCCUAUAUCAACAUGUCCUGAGAUUAGCACAUUGGAUGCAGAUUCCUGGGCCGUACCUCAAACCAAUUAACCAGAGUAAGGGAAAUCUGCACUAUCCACAAGCCCUCUUUGUUGUACUGUUGCACAAGGAAACCUGAGGACCAAUGCUGUAGAGGGUCUUUCCACCACUAACUUGGGCUUUGAGCUCCUUCUGAGCCAUGAAAGAAAAUAUCUGUAGGGUAGGAAAGUGAUUCAGGGUGGACCGGCAGAUCCUCUCAUCCUUAGAUGCGACUUCCUAUUCUGAUUUUUUAAUUUUUUUCUUCUUGGUGACCAUAGAUGCGCCAAAGGCAAAAGGGAGAGGCUACACACACCACAUGAUAGAACUACAUGGGGAACACACCUUCAAAACGCACCAAAAAAAAUCUCUAAGCUGCAGAGAAUCUUCAGUCCUGUCCGGGGACAGUGGCUCUUUCAGAUAGGUGGCUGGCUAUUAAGUCCUAGAGAUUAUUCCAAAUCCAUGAUCAUUGCCUUUGUGGAGAUUUGGGUCAUCCAUUUGAGGAGACUGCUAUUUCAAUAACCUGUCCUUCCAAUUCUGCAUCUGUAACCCUGAAUUUGACCCCUUGGGUAGAAUCCUAUUAUCCUCAAGAGACUUGAUCCUGGUAAAUUGAGGUCUUCACCUAAAUGAAAGACAUUUCAUUUCCCUGGCUCGCCAGCAACAUUUAUUUAUGAAUACCAAACAGCUUUAACAUUCUUUCCUCCCUGGUAUUACUGCCUCCUUUUGAUUUGAUUUUUUUGUGUGUCUAAGAAGCAGGAAAAAAAAAUCUUAGGUUUUAAAAAGUUUAAAAAAAAUUGUUUCAAAAACUGUCAAAUGUACCAUAUUUGUAUUAAGAGUUGUUGGGAAUUUUUGUACAAUGAAUUUACAUUUAUUUAUGGUGACUUAUAUUUACGCUUGUGAUCAAAUCAUGAUGUUAAAUUCUUAAAUCAUAUUUGCUAUGCAGCUGAAGAUGAUAUUUUGCUUUGUAUUUUGGGGUACCUGUGUUGAGUUGAUAAACAUUUCCAUCUCUACAUCUCCAUUAAAACUGCUUCCAAACCAG